AUGCUCGAGCUCAGUGGUUUCAACGCCUGCAUCUACAUGGGUGAUGACGAGGAGGAACGCGAGGAGUACAAGGUUCGCAAGGCGGAGACGAAAUCCAAGAGACAAGUAUCUUGCUGGAUAUCAUCCGAAGCAGGACAGAAGUUCACGAUCUUCUUGGAGUAUACCGGCGCUUCAAGGUGUAACUUUACCGGAGAAGUGUUUCUCGACGGGCAUAGUUAUGAGAUCGUCAGCCUCAAAGCUCCUCAGCAGACGAGGGUAUCCAUGAGGGGGACGACCGUCGAAAUUGCUGGGGAUAUCCGCUGGCGUCCUUUCAUGUUUUCCAAGCUUCAGCUCACAGACGACGAGCAGUAUCGCGGUCGCUAUGGACCUGGGGACAUCGGAACAAUCCUCCUCAAGAUAUAUAAAAUCAAGUAUACUACGGAAGCUAAAAGCGGACCUUCAGCCUCGGUUAACGCCACAGCUAACAAAGUACAUGAGGAAGACAAGAAAAAUGCUCCUCAUUGUAUUAGCUUCGGAGAAGCCGACCAUUACGAAUCCGACGAAGGGUUUCACGCCCAACCCUAUUGGUCCAGCCAAAAUGGGACGCCCUUUAACUACAAGAUCAUGGCAAAGUCGGUGGAAUUCCUUUUUCGGUACAGACCCCUUGACGUACUGCAAGCAAAUGGGAUAGUGCCCUUGCAAAGGCCGAUCCACCAAUCUCUAGAAGACCGUCAUAAUGAAUUCGAGCAAGGCUCUUCAUCGACCCCCCGUACCAUCGACGGCGCGUCACCUGCGCCGCCCUCUCAUGCCGGUACUGAACGCCCUGAUAAACCCGAGGAUUCUCCACCAGGUGCUCCCAACGCAUUGAAGCAAGAAGAAGACGAUGCUGUCGGGCAUCUGCGAUCACCAAGCCCCGAGUUGGAGUAUAUGGAUCUUGUCGAGCCACGAGUGACCGUUCCAGAAACCUCUUCAGAGGCAUUGCCUGACGUUACUGCUGCCGGCUCGAACAGGAUAACGUCAAACCAAGAAGGUACUGAUCGUGAGCUCAGCGCACAGCUGGAGCAUUUGGAGCUGGCCGACACAUUUGCCGCCUCGAUGGCUGGUCCCCCAUCGAACUCCCACGUAUCAAGCGAUCGAGACGACGCCCAAGCUGGCCAAGCUGAACUCGAAGUUUCUCAAGCGAUACCCGAGGAACCUUUACCGACUGACCAUGCAGGCGGCGGCGGGAAUAACCCCAAUAUCAAGGUCGAAGCUGAACAUACCACUCUCCCUGCCGUAGCCAACGGAGGCACAACAUCAUCUGACCAAGACAAUGAUCAUCCAGAGGUGAAGAGGGAAGGCACACCUGUCCCUGGUACAAGUAAUGGGAAGAGAAAGUCGAGGUCGGAUAAUCAAUCAAUCAUCCCCAGACUAAAGGAGCGGAAGAAGUAUCAUGAAGAACAAGCGCGUCUUCAUAAAGAACAAUCACGUCUUCACGGAGAACAAGCGCGAAUUCAGGAAGAGCAAUCACGUAUUCAGGAAGAACAGUCGCGUCUAUGCGAUGAGGAGCUCAGUCGAAUCAAGAGGAUAAAGCUAGAGAACGAAGGGGUACAUGGGGAAGGGACUCCUGACGAGCCGUUCGUCAUUCAAGACGACUAGACCAGUGUACUAACAUUGCACGGCUUGGAUUUGGGAUGUACGGAGACAAGUUCCCAGCUGAAAGAGGAUAGAUGUAGAUUUCAGUGCAGCGUAGUCCAAUACCGCUCGAGUCAUGGUUAACUUGACGAAAGGCACCUCUUUGAUACUUGUUGAGUCUCACUGUUUCCAGGUUGAUAUUUCACUUCUUGUCAGUAUCCAUGUUAGGCCGGGUCACUCCGGAAAUUUGCG
Coniophora puteana RWD-64-598 SS2 is the source of this 1845-nucleotide messenger RNA. RefSeq lists its product as uncharacterized. The record is from RefSeq and is a predicted model, not a curated record. The transcript is spliced from 8 exons. The coding region runs from base 1 to 1617 and encodes 538 amino acids. NCBI's taxonomy places the organism in Eukaryota, Fungi, Basidiomycota, Agaricomycetes, Boletales, Coniophoraceae.